Molecule: messenger RNA, 801 nt
Organism: Nicotiana tabacum (common tobacco)
Lineage: Eukaryota; Viridiplantae; Streptophyta; Magnoliopsida; Solanales; Solanaceae
Source: RefSeq, a predicted model, not a curated record
AUGGCACCAUUCCUAUUGUCCAGAGGAAAUAAAUAUAUCUUGCUAGCAGUUGACUACAUAUCAAAAUGGGUAGAGGCGAUCGCAUUGUCAACCAAUGAUGCCAAGGUGGUAGCUGUUUUUGUGAAGAAGAACAUAUUCUCGAGGUUUGGGACUCCACACGCUUUGAUUAGUGAUGAAGAAACAUAUUUUUGCAAUCGGUUGUUGAAUAACCUUUUAGCUAAAUAUGGGGUCCGCCAUAGAGUUUUCAUGGCAUAUAAUCUGCAAACAAAUGGACAAGCUACGGUGUCCAACAGGGAAAUAAAGCAAAUAUUAGAGAAGACAGUGAGUGCGAAUAUGAAGGAUUGGGCUGCAAAGUUAGACGAUGCCUUGUGGGCAUACAGAACUCCAUACAAAACACCAAUUGAGGCGUCGCCGUAUAAGCUUGUUUAUGGGAAGGCAUGGCACUUGCCUAUUGAACUUGAACACAAGGAAUACUGGGCAAUUAAAAAGUUUAAUAUGGACUUUGAAGCCGCAGGCGAGAAGGGACUCUUGGGACUCUUGCAGUUGAAUGAGUUGGAUCAAUUCAGGAUGCACUCUUAUGAAAAUGUGAAGCUUUACAAAGAGAAAACGAAAAGAUGGCAUGACAAGCAUAUCAAUCCAUGUCACUUUGAACCGGGCCAACAGGUUGCUAUGGCUCGUCGUAGUGCAAACAAGGGCAAAGGAGUAGGUAAGUCCUCAACAACUGCUCCCGCUCCCAAAAAGCACAAGAAAGGGGAAGGAUCAUCUAGGCAAGCAAAGGGGAAACAAGUUGUCGAUCGAUAG